AUGGCCUCUUUGGACAACGUCACACACCUUACUGAUGAAGUGGUGGCUGACUUUGGUGGGAUGGGCUCCCAAACGCUCAUUGAAAAACUACAAACCAAGGACUUGAGCCGAAAUGAGGCCGACGACUUGGCUAGUGAAAUCUUUACAGAAAUCCUUCUAUGUCACGAUAAUGGCCAAUUGGCGAACGAUGCAAUCCUCCAAUUUUUAUCAAAUGCAAUUAACGACGAGGAGAAGGCUGCUAUUUUCUGCCAGGCGCUUGACAUCUUCCCUGUGUCAGAAUCUUUGCAGGCCCUUAUAGAUGAACUCAAGAAAACAGAGGUUAUACAAGCGAAAACAUUCGCCGAAAAUGUCGAUACUUCACUUUUAACGUCACUGGAGUUUGUUCCUGCUCAGUCACUCAAUCGUCAAUUGAACACUCGAAAAAGAGACAUGUUCUACACCCAAAGGAAAUUCAAUCUAUUCUACGAAGAGUUCGAGGGAUACGCCAAAUUGGUGCAAGAGCUUUUCAGGCUACUUAAAACGCCAAAGAACUUGGGUUUUGUUGACCUUGCCUUGCGUGCCACGGAAUCUCUCAUCGGACACUACCAACUAGAUCCAAACAGGGUUCUUGAUGUGGUGCUAGAUGUCUUCAGUCAUCUUAUCGUUGGAAACCAAACAUUUGUUGUGAAGUAUCUCAGGCAAUCCCGCUGGUGGCCUUUUGCCCCUGCCACUCCUUUCGAUGGAAUCGAUGCUCUCAACAACGGAGGUAGUGAAACUGCUUCCAAACUUCUUGCACUCAAGUUCACAAAGGCAAAGCCAGAUAAGGACCUUUCAGAGACUUUAAAGAUCUUGAUCGCCAUUCUCAUAAGGGAAGGUUUCGUCAGUUUUGGGUCUAUUUACAAGUUUCUUCGACCGGACGAUGAAGAAAUGCAGUCACUCGAGCAGCUUUAUAAGAAAGAUCUUGAUGAGCAAGUGUUCAAGUCGAACGCUAGUGCUCUAGCAUUGGCUGCUCCCUUGGCCGAUGACGACGAAGAAGGAAAAACUACCAAUGGCUCAACGAAAGAUACAACAGAGACUGCCAGAGAUACACUUUCUAACCGUCUUCCGCUUAACACGAAAUUUCAGUUCUUGAAAACCUUCCUAGAAACUGGCUUGUAUUGGCCUUCUGUCUUCAUUCUUGCGGAGUAUCCUUUCCUUGUUCAUGUUGACCCUGAGGUUCCGGAAUUGAUGCUUCGAAUGAUUGACCAAAUUAUUGAGCCGUUACAUUCAAAGUCAUUUAAAGAUCUCGCGCUCGCAGAGGCAUUACAGAUACCAAGACAACAAGCUCUGUCGAACCAUAUGGCAGGUAUCAAGUACACUAAAAUCACUCCUGCUCAAUUAUACUGCUUCAAGCCAACUGCCCAUAUGCAAAGCAAUAAGGAGCUUGUGUACUUUUACUCAGAGUGGGUAAAUGAUCUUCCAAAAGUGGAGAACUUUGACGACCUUCUCGAGUUUUCGCAACAGUAUUUGAAGUAUUUGGGUACAAAACUAUGCGUCAACCUAGCAGUGUUCUCCAAGCUUUGUGAAUUACUUGUCUACUUUCACGGGGAAACCUCUUCUCCAGAAGACAGAGAGACAUACUUGAACUAUUUUCGGAAUUACAUCUUUCCAGCAAUGACUGGUAUUGAAGACAACCCUGUUCCUAUUGCCAAGGCUUUCCAAUUUCUCCAACUUUAUCCAGUUGAAGAUAGAUUCAAUUUGUAUGGAGAGUUAUACCAGGUACUUGCAAAGAAUAAUCCGCAUGUCAAAAUUAAUUACGGAAAGGCAGAGAAAGCCACAAAGGACACUUUGAAGAGAAUUUCCAAAGAAAAUGUCAAGCCAAUGAUGAGGAGGCUUGCUAAGAUCAGUUUUGUCAACCCUUUGCCCUGCUUCCUCACAAUGCUUCAGCAAAUUGAAAGUUAUGAUAACCUCAAUUCGUUGGUUGUCGAUACUGCUCAAUACUUCAAUGAAUACGGCUGGGACAACAUGACGUUGGCUAUACUUAUGAGAUUGACCUCUCUUGGGCGAAGUAAUAUUCAACAAGACGGCCUACAUGAGCGCCAGUGGAUCCAAUCAUUGGCGUCAUUUAUUGGUCAGAUUUGUCACAAGUAUCCGAAGUCCGUUGAUUUAGAGACUAUAACCAAGUACUUGGUCAAGUCAUUUCACUUGAAGGAAAGUUCAGGAUUACUUGUGUUCAAAGAGAUUCUCGCGCUUACAGGUGGAAUGAAGCCUAUCAAUAAUCUCACGCCUCUUCAAAUUGACAUGAUUAACAGCGGUCAAUCAUUGGAGAAGAUUGUCUACCAGACCAUCGACGAUAGGAGAUUCGAGAGCGUUGAGGCUGGGUCAACUCUCGCAAAUGUCUUCCAAGAACUCGAUUUAAUCAAUGAGAUCUUAGCGCUUUUGUCCAAUCUUGUCAAAGUGGUUGUUUCGGGUGAAGAAUAUGCUCAUCUCAAAGUUUUAGCAAACAGAAAUGAUGACAUCAAUACGGUGAUGCACUUCUUCUGUACCCUCAUUGGCUUCUUUGGCAGUGAUAAUAUCCCAGGCAACCUUGAGUCGAUAACAACGUUGGUGGAGAAAUAUGGUGUUUCAAUACCUUGGGCUUUUGAACUCUGGAGACCGUACCUCACAGACACGGAAAUACUAGGUGACAUUGGUGAGCAAUUCACCAGAGGAGUAUCUUCCUCCCUCUUCACGACUUUCUGGAGCUUGAAGUUGUUUGACAUUAACUUCAAUCCUGAGAUUUAUGACUCGCAGGUUUCAAAGCUUACAGCCAAUGACACAAGCCUUAGGGAAAACUUGUUACUUGCCAAAAAAGACCGUACGACACCUCAAGAAGUUCUCAAGCGUUUUGUUGCUGAUAUCAGGAAGACUGAGGAUUUCAAGGCCAAAAUUCCAUCUGAAAAAGAAGCACACGAAGCUCAUGCCAAAGAAGUGACGGAUACGCUUUCAAAUCAUUGCAAAGCCUGGUUUUCGACUGAUUCAUCCACUGAGAUAGAAAAUGAGUCGAGAGCUUUCUUACAAGAGUGUGUUCUUCCACGUUGUGUUCAUUCGUCAUAUGAUGCUGUCUUCAGUGCCAGAUUCCUUUUCAAGCUACACGAGCUUGGCCACAACCAAUAUUCGAUCAUUACUCUGUUGACCCAAAUAUUUCACUCGCAAAUUACUUUUGCAACGCUUUUUACUUGCACGCCAUCAGAAGCUGAGUGCUUGGGAUUGUUUUAUUCUGAGAUCUUGAAAAUCCUAGCAAUUUGGCAUACGGAAGAGGGUUUCGAAAAGCUUACCUCCUGUGCACCUUUGAAGAGCAAUGGCGAACAGUUAUCAUUCAAGGAUUACCGCAAGUUCUUGUUUGAUCUCCACUCUGCAUUACUACUGGAUGUCUCGCGGUCGUUGGCUGCUGAAGAGUACAUGUGUCGUCGUAACGCCAUCACUUUGAUGAAAAAUCUACUUGGUGUUUAUCCUAACGUGGAAGACCAUUGUGAAGCCAUCACAGAGCUCAUCGAGAACAUCGUUGCCAAUGAAGAGCGUGAGGAUCUUAAGUUGUCUUCAAGUGCUUUGAUAGGUCAUGUCAAGUCACGAGCAAUGACGUGGGUUCACAUGUGGGAUUUCUUCGAAAUGGAAGAAGAGGAAAAACAGCAACAGAUUGACAAACGCAAAGCUAUAGAGGAGGAGGCUGCAAGGAUUCUCGAAGAAAAGAGGAAAAAGAGAGAAGAAGAAGAGAAGAGAGCUAAGGAGGAAGAGGAGCGCAGGCUUAGAGAGGAGGAGGAAAGAAGAAAGAAAGAAGAGGAAGAAGAACGGAAAAGGCUUGAGGAGGAGAAAGCUGAACAGCAGAGAGAGGCGUCCGCAAACGCUCUCAAGUAUGAAGACGGUGGUGCUGCACCAGCACGCCAAACUCGGAACGAGGAAGUCUCAAGAGGUCGUUACGAUCAAUACUCGAGAGCCUCUCCUCGUCCGGCUACACCAGUGCAUACAGCAGACAAAUCUAAGGAUAAGCCUUCACGGAUCAAAGAAGAGAAGGCUAGAACAGAAGAUGUGUCUAACCAAGCGAAAUUGUCGGACAAGGCUGCCUCCAAUCAGGAUCUAUUCAAAAACAAGAACAGGCCCUCAGCUCCAGCUAGAUCUUCUGACCGCAAGGCUUCGCCAGCCAAGGAUAGCGAGAAAGAUCUCAAAGAAAAGCCUACUUCGCAAGAGAAUGCUCGAACGAGAUUUGCUAAUCAGAAGUUGCCAAGCUCUUCUGAUGCAAGAAACACUCAAAGAAAACCACUUCCACCGCAGCAGGCGCCCCGUCAUUCGAGAUAUAAUCACGGUCAACAGGGACGUCGUGAUGACAGAGGGCCCAAGAGAGAUUCGGCUUCUUCGAAAAGUCAGAAUCGUGUCGAGUCUAGAUCCAACACUGCAACGCCCUUACCGCCGCCAGCAACUCCUCCUCCACCUCCCCCUACAGCUCCUCCAAAAAGGGAAAACUCUGACAGGGGAGAUAGAAAGAGAGAAUGGAGAGGCUCUCACAGAAAUGAGAAAAGGUCUAGAUAUUAG
Messenger RNA from Candidozyma duobushaemuli, 4524 nucleotides. RefSeq lists its product as uncharacterized. The record is from RefSeq and is a predicted model, not a curated record. Lineage: Eukaryota; Fungi; Ascomycota; Pichiomycetes; Serinales; Metschnikowiaceae. Bases 1 to 4524 code for a protein of 1507 amino acids. Gene Ontology annotation, biological process: mRNA processing; mRNA export from nucleus. Gene Ontology annotation, cellular component: THO complex part of transcription export complex. The transcript has a single exon. Gene Ontology annotation, molecular function: mRNA binding.